Messenger RNA from Nelumbo nucifera (sacred lotus), 1104 nucleotides. The record is from RefSeq and is a predicted model, not a curated record. NCBI's taxonomy places the organism in Eukaryota, Viridiplantae, Streptophyta, Magnoliopsida, Proteales, Nelumbonaceae.
AAGAAAAUUCUUAGAAAGCACUAAACACGCAAUUUGCACAAAAAGUAGAAAAGCCUUAACGCGUUCCCGGGGAGAAAAUCUUCCACCGGAGGAAGGAAUACAAGGAUUCGGUUCAUCGCCAGAGUCUAAUAGCGAAGAAUAAAGAAUUCCUAGCAGUUGCAGGGGCAAUCAGUCGCCAUGGGAAACACAGAGAAGCUUAUGAACCAGAUCAUGGAGCUUAAAUUCACAUCCAAGAGUCUGCAACGCCAAGCCCGCAAGUGCGAGAAGGACGAGAAGACCGAGAAGCUCAAAGUCAAGAAGGCGAUCGAGAAGGGAAACAUGGACGGGGCUCGAAUCUACGCCGAAAAUGCGAUCCGCAAGCGUAACGAACAGAUGAAUUACCUCCGGCUAGCGUCUCGCCUCGAUGCCGUCGUUGCUCGGCUUGACACACAAGCAAAGAUGACUACUAUCAGCAAGUCGAUGUCAUCGAUCGUGAAAGCCCUCGAUUCGUCUCUCGCGACUGGGAAUUUGCAGAAGAUGUCGGAGACGAUGGAUCAGUUCGAAAAGCAGUUUGUCAACAUGGAGGUUCAGGCAGAAUUUAUGGAGAGUUCCAUGGCUGGAAGCACGUCUCUAUCAACUCCGGAGGGGGAGGUCAAUAGCUUGAUGCAGCAGGUGGCGGACGAUUAUGGCUUGGAGGUUUCGGUUGGGCUUCCUCAGCCGGCGGCUCACCCUCUUCCGACCAAGGCAUCGGAGAAGGUGGACGAGGACGAUCUGUCAAGGCGCCUUGCCGAGCUCAAGGCCAGAGGAUAAGAGAAUUGUGCCAUCUGGGUUACCCAAGUUUAGCAACUAUACAACACAAUACUGCGACAGAAAUGAUUUUAGAACACAUUGAUGGAGGAUAUGAUCAUAAGUAUUGCGGAAUGUUUUAAGUAAGAUUCAGCACCGACUCAGGUAUAGAGAGUCUUGGGCCAUUAUGAUGAUCAUAUAUUCUCUACUCUGACUGAAGAUCAAUUAAUCUACGCUUAUGACUUUAUGAGACAAUUAAAUUCUUAGUAGUGGGUGUGCAGUAUUGUCAUGCGAACAGAAUUUGACAGGAAUGAGGUUAUAAUCUAUUGGCUCUUGAAA